UCGGGGUGUUGCGCUGGCGCACGUAGUCAUCAUUGCUCGUAUGUUGCCGCCGGAUGAAGGAAGUCAGAUUUGAUUUCAUAUGAAUUAUAUUUCGUUUUGUUUUGUGUAACUUUUCUCGACUGUUUGAGAUAAGUUUCGAUGUUUGGCCCGUUAUAUUUUAAGUGAUUUAUAAAGUGUAUUAGAAAUAAUAAAUAUUUCAAGAUAAGAAUUUACGAAAGGCUAGAGACAAUAUCCCCCACGAUGAAGAUUUCAUAUGUUAUAUGCUUCACCGUAUUAAAUUUAUGGACAUUUACGAGAGGGGAAUUGUUCACCGCCAUCUCUGAUGUAGAGCCUCUAUUGGAGACACACAGGAAGAUUAUAGAUGAUUUAGACGAUUAUAUAAACAAGGAGGAGAGGAGGUUAUCCAUUUUAAAGAGGCAUCUAUUUAAGUAUAAAAAUGAACACGAGAAAGCGAUGGAUGACAUCCCCAAUUAUUUGGGUAAUCCAAUAAAUGCAUUUACAUUGAUAAAAAGACUGACAACAGAUUUGGAUAUAAUUGAGAAGGACAUCGUAGCGGGCACAGCAUAUAUUAAGAAUAUUACGAUACUGAACAAUCACAGCGAAGUGAAGUACCCAACACUUGAGGAUCUAGUAGGUGCCGCACAGGCGCUCACAAGGCUACAAGAGACCUACCACCUCGACGUGACCGAUCUCUCUGAAGGAAGAUUGAACGGUGUGAUUUAUAGAGAUUCGCCAACAAUUUCUAAAGAUGAUUGGAUAGCAGUGUCUACGUCUAUGAGCUCCAGCGACUGUUACGAGCUAGGCAAGGCAUUGUACAAUGAAAGAGACUAUACCAACGCGCUGGCGUGGAUGAUGGAGGCAUUGCGCAAGUACUCCGAGAACGACGUAGAGCGCACAUUCACAGAAGUGGACAUUCUCGAGUAUAUUGGCUUUUCUCAUUACUUGCUAGAUGAUGUGAAAACGGCGUUGUUAUGGACAAAGAAGCUACUUGAAUUGGAUCCAAACCAUACGCGCGCCCUUGGUAACCUACCCCAUUAUAACAAGGCCAUGGACGAGAUUGAAGCAAAACGGAAGCAAAGACUGCGCGGGGAUACCGGAGAAGUGGAUAUAGAUGAAUAUAUAGUAGAUGAUGAUAUUACGCAGAAAAAGCCAGUAGAACUUACCACGUAUGAAAAAGAAAGAAAGGCGUACGAAGCUUUGUGCCGCGGGGAGAUGGAAAUAUCUAAAGAAAUAUCUAAAAAAUUAUUUUGCCGCUAUCUCACAGAAAAUCACCCGUUCCUGAAAUUGGCGCCUGUGAAAAUGGAAUAUAUGUACCUGAAUCCUGAUAUUAUGGUUUUCCACGAGGUGUUGAGUGAUUUAGAGAUAGAACAUAUCAAGGAAAUGGCGAAACCGAGGUUCCGACGUGCAACAGUACACGAUCCUAAAACGGGUGAACUGGUUCCCGCUAACUAUCGCAUCAGCAAAUCCGGCUGGCUCAAAGAUGAGGAGUCGCCGAUGAUUGCGAGAGUUUCUCGCCGCGUUGCCGAUUUCACUGGUCUGAACAUGAUGUCCGCUGAAGAGUUGCAAGUGGUCAAUUACGGCAUCGGCGGUCACUACGAGCCACAUUUCGAUUUUGCUCGGAAACAAGAACAGGCAUUCGAAAAAUUCAACGGGAAUAGAAUAGCGACUGUAUUGUUUUACAUGUCGGAUGUAGCGCAAGGCGGUGCGACAGUAUUCACCGAGCUUGGCCUGAGCGUUUUCCCCGUGAAGGGCGCGGCUGUGUUCUGGCUCAACUUGCACCCUUCAGGUGAGGGUGACUUGGCCACGCGUCAUGCCGCCUGCCCCGUGCUGCGAGGCUCAAAAUGGGUGUGUAACAAAUGGAUCCACCAAGGAGGCCAGGAGCUGAUAAUGCCAUGCGACCUCGAGUACCAAUCGGAGGGCAUGACCCGCACUCCCCUACGACCAGUGUCAAAAACUUUCAGAUAGAGGUUCCUUAACAAGCUACUUAAAAGACCUGGUGUGAAAGGGACUUGAAAAAAGUGCUAAAUGUGUUUAUACUAUUGUUACGUUCUGAUUGAGCGUUGAUAGGCUUUAUAAUAGACUUCAUUACAAACUGAAAUCCAGUGAACAAUAUGUGAGUACAAAAUUAAUCGCCAUUUUAAUUCCUUUUUCUCCGUCGGUUUAUAUAUACAUACGAAAAAGUAAACAAUUUUGAUAUGUACUUUAAUGUAAAUU
Pararge aegeria (speckled wood butterfly) is the source of this 2214-nucleotide messenger RNA. It is a transcript of the gene PH4alphaEFB, whose product is annotated as prolyl 4-hydroxylase subunit alpha-1. Gene Ontology annotation, molecular function: protein binding; procollagen-proline 4-dioxygenase activity; iron ion binding. Gene Ontology annotation, cellular component: endoplasmic reticulum. The coding region runs from base 241 to 1965 and encodes 574 amino acids. NCBI's taxonomy places the organism in Eukaryota, Metazoa, Arthropoda, Insecta, Lepidoptera, Nymphalidae. Gene Ontology annotation, biological process: peptidyl-proline hydroxylation to 4-hydroxy-L-proline. The record is from RefSeq and is a predicted model, not a curated record. The transcript is spliced from 14 exons.